Molecule: messenger RNA, 2103 nt
Organism: Phytophthora sojae
Lineage: Eukaryota; Oomycota; Peronosporomycetes; Peronosporales; Peronosporaceae
Product: pectate lyase
Exons: 1
Coding region: 1-2103 (700 amino acids)
Biological process (GO): pectin catabolic process
Cellular component (GO): extracellular region
Molecular function (GO): pectate lyase activity
Source: RefSeq, a predicted model, not a curated record
AUGGUCAAGUCCUUCGCGACAUCCGCCGCUCUGCUCGUCGCGGCCGCAACCGCCGCGUCCGUGCCCGACGGCACCUGGCCCACCAGCACCGGGUCGGUCCACUUCUCCGAGGCUCACAUCGUCAAGGCCGGCGAGGUGUUCGACGGCAAGAUGCAGACGUACGAGCGCUCCGACGUCUCGUGCGAGGGCCAGACCGAGAGCGGCGCCGACACGGCCGUGUUCAAGAUGGAGCCCGGCGCCACGCUCAAGAACGUCAUCAUCGGCAAGAACCAAAUGGAGGGCGUCCACUGCGAUAAGCACGACUGCACCAUCGAGAACGUCUGGUGGGACGACGUGUGUGAGGACGCGCUGAGUGUCAAGGGCGGUACCGCCUCCAGUGUCACGACCGUCACGGGCGGCGGCGCUCGCUCGGCCGACGACAAGGUCAUCCAGCACAACGGCUACGGCACCGUCAAGAUCGACGGCUUCUACGGCGAGGACAUCAGCAAGCUCUACCGCUCGUGCGGCACGUGCGGCGACAAGCAGCGCAAGGUGGACGUGUCGAACGUCUACGUCGUGAACCCGGGCAACGCCGUCGUGACGGUCAACAAGAACUGGAACGACGAGGCCACGCUCAGCAACGUCUGGGUCAAGUCCAGCGGCGACAAGGUCAAGAUCUGCCAGUGGUCGCAGGGAAACGCCGACGGCGAGCCGUCGAUGCUGGGCGACGGUCCGUCACCGCCUCUGUGUCAGUACUCAGAGAGCGACAUCCACCUCAACGGAGACGUCUCCCAGGCUACAGGAACCUCCAACUCGUCCUCGUCCGCCCCCAACAAUACGACGCAGUCUUCCUCCACGGGGUCGUCUUCAACCGCUGCGCAGACGGCUUCGACCACCUCGUCACAGGAGUCGGCGUCGUCACAGGCCGCCACGAACUCGACGACCGGCGCGUCGGAGGCUUCCGGCCCAGGCACGGUCGCGCCAGCCAACAGUGGCAGUGCCGAGCAGACGCAGGGCAGCUCCGAGUCGAGUCAGACUGAGCAGCAGCAGUCGAACGAGGAGUCCACGGAAGACCCCACGCAGCAGACGCAGCAGACGCAGCAGUCGAGCGCUUCCGCCUCCAGCAAGAAGAGCGACAACGACAGCGACGACGCCAAGAACGAAGAGCAAACGAUCACUGCCGGUGGCAGCAGCACGACCUCGGGCGCGAGCACCACGUCCAGCGGCAGAUCGACCUCCACUGACUCGCCUACGCAGAGUUCCAGCACGGGCUCCGCUACUGACGACUCUAGCAACGAUUCCACCACGCAGAGCUCGACCGCUGGAUCAACUACCACCACUGGGUCGGCGACGCAGAGCUCGAGCGCGGGAUCGACCGCUCAGACCGGUACCAACUCCUCGACUUCGACCUCGACGGGAAGUAUUCCGGACGGCACGUGGCCGACCAGCACGGGGUCCGUCAAGCUCACGGCGCCGCAAGUCAUCAAGGCCGGCGAGGUCUUUGACGGCAAGAUGCAGACCUUCGACCGCUCUGACAUCACCUGCUCCGACGGUGAGGGCCAGAAGGACACCGCUGUCUUCCUCGUGGAGGCUGGCGGCACCCUCAAGAACGCCAUCAUCGGCAAGAACCAGAAGGAGGGAGUGCACUGUGACGACCACGACUGCACCAUUGAGAACGUCUGGUGGGACGACGUGUGCGAGGACGCGCUAAGCAUUAAGGGCGGCUCUGCUUCCAGUGUGACCACUGUGACGAACUGCGGCGCCAAAUCCGCUUCGGACAAGGUGGUGCAGCACAACGGCCAGGGUACGGUCAACAUCGACGGCUUCUACGCCGAAAACUUCGGCAAGCUCUACCGUUCGUGCGGCACGUGCGGUGACAUCCCUCGCACCGUGACACUGAAGAACGUGUACGCGGUGGACCCGCUGGUGAGCGUUGUCACGGUGAACAAGAACUACGGCGACAAGGCCACCCUGAGCAACAUCCGCGUCAAGACGUCGGACGGCAACAACGACGUGAAGGUGUGCCAGUGGUCGCAGGGCGGCAGCACGCCGUCGAACCUGGGCGACGGACCUUCGGGCACGCUCUGCCAGUACUCGGAGAGCGACGUGCAGAUCAACCAGUAA